Molecule: messenger RNA, 3879 nt
Organism: Ctenopharyngodon idella (grass carp)
Lineage: Eukaryota; Metazoa; Chordata; Actinopteri; Cypriniformes; Xenocyprididae
Product: gastrula zinc finger protein XlCGF8.2DB-like
Exons: 3
Coding region: 143-1072 (309 amino acids)
Biological process (GO): regulation of transcription by RNA polymerase II
Cellular component (GO): nucleus
Molecular function (GO): RNA polymerase II cis-regulatory region sequence-specific DNA binding; DNA-binding transcription factor activity, RNA polymerase II-specific
Source: RefSeq, a predicted model, not a curated record
UGGCGGCAUUUGUUUUCAUUUCAACCACCUACGUUUGUUGAAGCCAUCUUGGGUUUGUAAAACUGAGCUUUGCUGUUUCAGACUCUGUGAAGAAGCAAGGAGGAAUUACUGCAGGAGAAACUACUGACAUACUAUUGUAAAGAUGGAGUUUAAGGAAGAACCCUGCAGAAUAAAAGAUGAAGAUACAGAGGAACUAAUAGUGAAAGGAGACCAAUGGCAUCAGUUUCAAAAACCUUAUUUCCUAAAUGAAGAUGGAAACGCAAUCAUUUCACAGACUGAAAAGAAUUUCACACUGAAAUGCACUCAAAAAACUGGAAUCAAAGAUUUUUUCACCUGCUCUGAGUGUGGAAAAAGUUACAUGCAUAAAAAAAACUUAAAUGUGCACAUGAGAAUUCACACUGGAGAAAGACCAUUCACAUGUGCUCAGUGUGAAAAGAGUUUCAUUCAUAAAGGUCAUUUAAAUGUGCACAUGAGAAUUCACAGUGGAGAAAAGCUGUUCACAUGCACCCGUUGUGAAAAAAGAUUCUUUCACAAAAGAAGCUUAAAUGUGCACAUGAGGAUUCACACUGGAGAAAAGCCGUUCACAUGCUCUCAGUGUGGAAAGAGUUUCAUUUACAAAGAAAGCUUAAAUUUGCACAUGAGAAUUCACAAUGGAGAAAAGCCGUUCACAUGCAGUCAGUGUGGAAAGUGUUUCAAUAACAAAGGAAACUUAAAUGUGCACAUUAGAAUUCACACUGGAGAAAAACCGUUUACAUGCUCUCAGUGUGGAAAGAGUUUCAUUCACAAAGAAAGCUUAAAUUUCCACCUGAGAUCUCACACUGGAGAAAGGCCUUAUACAUGCUCUCAGUGCGGAAAGAGUUUCAUUCAGAAGGGACACUUUAAUGAACACAUGAGAAUUCACACUGGAGAGAAAACGUUCAUAUGCACUCAGUGUGGAAAGAGUUUCAAUCACAAAGGAAACUUUAAUGAGCACAUGAGAAUUCACACUGGUGAAAGACCAUUUACAUGCAAUCAGUGCGGAAAGAGCUUUAAAUUCAAAAGUGUUCUUAACAAUCAUCUGCGCUCUCACUAGAGAGUUGUUAAGCUGUGAUCAGUGUGAUAAAACAUUUGUUGUGGCAUCAGACUUUAAGAACAAACCUUCAUGCUGCUGAAACUUUUGUUCUUUUUGUAGAAAGAAUUUUUUACCACUGCAUUCUUUAAAAAAUGCACGAUCUUAUUCAUACUGAUGUGAGACUGUGGGAGGACCUUUAUUUCAUCUGGCGACUCGGAGAGUUCAUACUGGAGAGAAACCUCACCAGUGCUCACACUGUGGAAAGAGUUUCACUCGGUCAGAAUCCGUGAAAGAUCACGAGAGAGCUCCUAGUACACCAGUACUCUUCACGUGGGAGGAGCCAAUCAUCUAAUCUACAGUUUCAUGAGAAAAGGUUGUCUAGAAAGCAAUGUUCAUGUUCAGGUUCUUCACUUUCAAGUAAAUAUCUUGAUAUAAUUCUAAUAGAGCAAAAGAUGGAAUUUAUUGCAACAUAUCAGCAUCAUCAAAGAGAGACAUUUGUUAAAUUUAGUAAUAAAUAUUGGUUGUAUGUUCAACUCAGGAAGGUCAAAAUGCCCAAAUUUAGUAUGAACACUUUUGUUCAUAUUGGGGAGUAAAUAUAGUAAAACUUUGUGUAAAAAUAAUUGUGUACAAAUUUACUUUGUUAUUCUGGUGAAGCACUGUUGUUGUUGUUAUUAUUAUUGUCAUUUGUUUUAUUUAUAGCAACUUACAUUGUGUUACAUCAAAAUUGUUACAACAAGAAAAAAAGAAACUUGUAUAUUUUGAAUCGCUUAAAGAUAGUUCACCCAAAAAUGAAAAUGUUGUCAUUAAUUACUCACCUAAAAUCCUUAAGUCUUUAGUUCAUCUUAUGAACACAAAUUAAGCUCUUUUUAAUGAAAUGGAUUGACCUCAGUUUUCUGAAGCGAUGGGAGUGUUUUGUUUGUGAUUUACUGCCGUUGUUUGAAUAAUAUGUAAUCAUGUAAUCAAUAAAAAGCUCUCUGUAGUAUUUUACAACGUAAUAUAAUCUAAUUACAAGUACUUCAAUUUUGGAAUCGGAUUAUGUAAUCCAGAUUACAUGCAAUCAGUUACUACCCCAGCACUGCAUUUGAAAAAUAGCAAGGAUUUUUGAAUACUUUUUCACAAAAUGUACAUGAAUUAAGAACUGUAACUGAUUUUAUAACAAGUAAAUCACCCCAUUAUACAAACAUAAUUCUCUUGACAUGACUCCAGUGCAGUAGAUGGCAGACUGUUCAUUUAUAAUGAACUGUUGUGUGCAGUAGCCUGGGGGAGGUAGUGACGAUAGGAGAAAUGUAGCUUUCAAAAUAAAAGGUAAAAACACUCAAACUGCUGUUAGAAAUAGUGUAAAUGCAACAAGAGCUCAGCCCACAUGUGUAAUGACACCUUUACCAAACAAUUGCACGUUAUCAUAAAAGCAUAAUAAAUUACAUUUACUAAUAUUAAUGAUCAAUUAAUGAAGUGUAUAAUUUGUGUCCUCAUCACUAGUUGUAGUUAUACAAGUUAGUGGUCUGAUUACAGCAUUCAACCCUCAUCAAUAUUCUUUCAACUUCUCUCUGAACUGAAUUGAAGAACUGAUAGUUUAACAGUGCUGGAAAUAUAGAAACAAUAACACCACUUUUGAGAGGAUAAAAUACUAAGAUGCGUUAAAGAAAUAACCGUAAGUUGGCAAACACAGCAGCCAUUUGAUGCUCAUCUUUAUUUACAGUCUGGAUGACGUUCUCCCAAAUCUCCCAACAUCUUUAAUUUAAUCAGUCUAUGAUAAAUCAUAUCUCAUGUAAUAGAUAAUUUCAUUAUAGCUAUAAGUAAUUUAGUAUUUUUCUGAAGAACAGUGGGCAACACACAGUAUCAAAUCUGAAACAUCUGUGAAAUUGAUUAUUCAAGGCAGUACUAAAUGUAAAUUACAAAACAAAAUCUUUAAUUCCACUUUAUUUUUUUAAGUGAUUAACUUUUUGUUGAUUCUGGAAGGACUAUUUACACAUACGAUCUCAACGGUAGAAGCUAAAGACAAAAGCUCAUGGAAUUGUUUCUAAAUGACUAUUGAAACAAAACACUUAAAGACACCCUGUGGUGAAAAUCAAGUUUUUAAUGUUUAUAUGUCUAUGUGGUGUUUUUAAUAUGCUUUCAGACAAACCAUGUGCAUCUGUUGAUAUGAAAAAUCAUGUACUUUUAGCAAUAUAGCGGGUGAAUUAUGUAUAUGAUGUAUAUUAUGAUGUUAUGAUGAACUAUAUGCCUUUCUCCACUGAUGUUCCAAGUUGUUCAAAGCGUUUCUAAAGAUUGAUUUUGAGAACAUGGUUUGUGUAACAUUAGCAACACAUUAUUAGCUGUUUGACAAUGCAGUCAAGCAAAAGGCUAAUCAUAUUAAUUACCAUUAUAUGUCUGACAUUGUAAAGAGUGAUACCUUUGUGCAGCGUUUACCUCAGUAAUUUGAGUAAAAGUUGACCACGUGGGUCUCUGGGCUAGUGUGAUUGAAUGAAGGCAGAGAUUAAUUUGCAUAUUCAUAGCCCUGCUUAUACUGCAUGAAGCAAGGGUGUAGAGUUACAUUCAAGCUAUAUAAGGCUUUUUUUUUUUUACAAGGAUAAAAUUAAACUGGGGGACUUUAAAGAUGGAUAAUUGAGAGUGAUUGUAAGUGGGAUGAGCAUUGCUAAAUGAGAACCACAAUUCACACCGCUCCCACAGCCGUUCAUGAGAGAUUAAAUGCUGGGGAAUAUUCCCAUUUUAAGGUGUUUGGGAGACCUUAUAUGUGCUCUGACUGUGGGAAGACCUUUACUUUGUCCUGCGACUUGAAAAAACACCAGAGAAUUCAUACUGGAGAGAAACCGUACAAGUGCUCACAC